AUGAAGUACUCUCACUCUGCUCUCGCGGCGUUGGCGGUGGCCACCCAAGCGUCGGCCUACGUGCCCGUGGUCGACACUGAUGCCCACUUGGUGUUGAAGAGAGAAACCCAAGAUCUUCACAAGGAUCUCGCCGAGCUCGAGUCGAUGAGAGCCAGACGUGAUGUCAUGUUGGCCGACAUCCAAGCCAGAGAAUACCAAAUUGUUACCGAUGUGUUGGCUGCCAUCAAGAACACCAACUUGGCCCCGGAAAUUAUCCACUACUUCGCUACCUCGCCCACCUUCGCCCCCAUCACUAUCUCGGCGAUUGUUUACUUGCUUAAGCUGGGGUUGAUCAACUACAAGGCGUUGUUAGAAGCCCUUGACCAAUCUCACUUGGUGACUAAGGUCGUCAAUGACUUGAUCCUGGACUGUUCGCUUUACGUUGACUUGUUCAACAUCGCCAAGGGUUACAUCAAUGACUUGUUGCCCGUUGUCAAGGAGAAGAUCCAAGAAGGCAUCAGCAACCUCUUCGUCCGUGAACAAGCCGACGAGUUGCCCUUGCCGUCUCUCGAAGUUAGAGAUGUGUCGCCUAUCGUUGUCAACUUGAUGGACUCGUUGGGUCAAUCGGGGUUGGCGACUCAAGUGGUGAGAGACAUUUUGACCGACACCCUGUACUACCCCUUCGCCGUGUCGUUGGUCUCGGCCGUGCUCGCUGCCGGUGGUAUCAACGUCGACGAAAUUGUCUCGGCUGUCAAGGAGCUGGGCUUCGUUUCUAACCUCAUGGACGAACUUUUGACUGUCAACACUUUUAAGACAGUUGUUACCAAUGCCUUCGCCGCCUUCGCUGGCGACUGUGCUAACGCUGGCAACAUCAGCUUCGGCGGUGGCUCGAGUAGCUCCGGUAGCUCGAACAGCGGAAGCUCGGGUACCUCGACUGGUUCCACUGGUGGUGGCACUGUGAUCAAGAACCCUUGCAAGAAGAGAAAGAGAUCUUUCAACUACAACUACUAG
Molecule: messenger RNA, 990 nt
Organism: Diutina rugosa
Lineage: Eukaryota; Fungi; Ascomycota; Pichiomycetes; Serinales; Debaryomycetaceae
Exons: 1
Coding region: 1-990 (329 amino acids)
Source: RefSeq, a predicted model, not a curated record